Molecule: messenger RNA, 1690 nt
Organism: Astrephomene gubernaculifera
Lineage: Eukaryota; Viridiplantae; Chlorophyta; Chlorophyceae; Chlamydomonadales; Astrephomenaceae
Source: the annotation of a GenBank genome assembly
CCACCCUCGCCCCCGCCAUCCCCACUGCCUCCAUCACCAUCGCCACCCCCUCCUCCUCCUCCCCCCCGUUCAAGGCCGCCACCAGUCAGCAGCCCGUUACCGCCUAGCCAGGUUUCCCUCUCCCAACCGCCACCCAAUUCGACAGCACCCAAUCGAUCAGCCCCGCCGCCUCCCUCCCCGUCCACACCCCUGGCUACUGCAAGACCCCCACCACCUUCAAUCCCAUCUAGCAUCCUUUUUCCUCCUCCUCCCGUUCCUUGGCUAAUAACACCUUCACCCUUAUCUCUUCCCUCAUCACCCGCGCCUCUGCCGCCGCCUACACCAGCAGUCCCUUUCUCGCCUCCGCCUCCUCCCUCCCCGACACCGCCCCCACCUCCUCCCUCCCCGACACCGCCCCCACCUCCUCCCUCUCCGCCACCGCCCCCGUCUCCUGCCGCCGCGGUGAUGUACUACUGGGCUACCUCGGCUGCCGGUCCCAAUGACCCCUCCGGCUCCAGCACCAGCCCUGGCUCCGUGAGCCGCCUGGUGGGGGCGCCUGGUGCCGAGGUGACCAGGAAGAGCCGCACAUGCAAGGCAGCUGCUCCCCUCGCCUGGGUGCCGACACUCGCGGCUCCCCGUACCGUGGCGGUCUACUUCAACCAGACCCCGGCUGCCAAGGUGGGCCAGGUGGGGGCGGUGGCGCUCUUCGUGCUCAACAAGGGCAGCCUCGACCCCGCCAUCACCGCCAUCGACCUGCUGCUGCAAACGGCCUCCACUCAUCAGCAGCAGUGGGUUACCAUGUACACGGGUGGGCAGGGGCAGCGGACGCAGCUGACAUGCCCGGGACUCAACCACUUCCCACUGUCAGCCACGGCGCUGGCGGAGGUGCUGGCGGCCGAGGUGGUGGCGGUCAAGGUGCAUGUUAACGAGGACCACCUUACCAGCAAGGCGGACCUGCCCCACCUGGCGGCUGUAGGACUGAAGCUGCUGCAGACCUGAUGAUGCACCAUGCAUGCAUGCAUGCAUGCUCAUCGACCCCUCCCUGUGGGUGUUGUGUGUGGGCUUGAUGAUCUGGUUGCCCUGCUUCCUGUUGUUUUGGAGUCAGCUCCGGGGUUUCGCUUGCUUGUUUGGGUCUUCUCCGUAUGGGUGGACUGAUGUUGGCCCUACCUUCUCAUCCGUUCUUACGUGUUGGUGGUGGGGGGCUUUCCUCUGUAUCCGGUUGGUUGUUCGGUUUGGCCCCGUUUUGAGUUUACGAGGUAGGGUGCCCCAGGCACCGUCCGCUGGCGUUUGAACGUAUACCUAAUUCUGUUGGGGUUCUGCUUUGAGGGCGAUGUUGUCCUGGUUUCUGAGUUGUGGUGUUUUUGGGGGUCUGUGUAUGUAUGUGCCUGUUACCCUAGAGCUUCCUGAGGUUUGCUUGCUGCUGAGGGGCCGUUUCUUGGCUCCUUCUCACGUUGGCUCGCCCCGAUUAGGGGCGUAGUCUUAGCGUUCACUCAAAAUAGUCCGGGCCGAGGCGUUAUGUCCUUUUUGUACCGUGAACAUGUCCUAUGGUGUAUCCCUGUACAUUUUACAUGUACCUGCACCGAUGUCGCAGAAACGCUCGAACAAGGUGGCGUUGUAUUCGUUGGUUUGCUCUUAGUUUGCUGUCAUGUUGAAAACAGAGAGAGGCUUACAUGUCUGAAGACGACCCAAGUGUCGUACAGGUUAAGGAGGG